CGCGAAACCUCGCGCCAAGGCUCACUCUCCCCAUCGUGUUCACUUCCAAUUUCUCCUCUUGCAGUCCGUCCUCUAGCCUUAGCUCUGUUGUCCAGCGCCGUAAGGGCAGGGGAGCGGCAUGUGAUGCGAUACGAUGCCUCGAUCUCAAUGAAGUACGCUACAAUUCGGGAACGCACUUCGUUACACGUGCCUUUCGUCUCCUGUUGAUUACAUACGUUAUCCUGAUUGCACGUCCAAGCAAGAAGUUUCAUAAAACGGGACGUAGUUGACAGUUAACCCUCCCCGCGCGUCCGCUGAAGCAGAAACGCGAGUCGGCUCGUUCGUCUGUCAUCGGAGCGCGAGCAAGCAUGGGCCCGGUGCAGGAGGAGGAGAUUAAAGCGGCCUUCGAUCGGCGCGCAGAUGGAUUCAAGCAGCAGGCCGACACGAUGACGCUCAAGUCGGUGCGGUUGGCGCUGGAGGGCGACAUGGGGCUGGCGGCGGGCGCGCUGAACGCGCACAAGGACCUCGUGCGCCGCCUCGUGGACGGGCUGUUCUCUAGCCAGGAGGUUGACGGCGAGGCAGGGAACGAGAGCGGCGAGACGGGGGGCAAAGGCGAUAGGGAGGUGGGCGGUGGGGCUAAGACGGCAAAGACGGGCAAGAAAGCUGCUGAGAAGGAUGAGCGGAGAGAUAAAGCAAUGGAUAAAGGGCGCAAGGCGAAGGAGAAGAAGGAGGUGGAGGGAGACGAGGGACGGGAUGCAGACGGGAAUGAGGGGGAUGGGGAGGAGGAAGGGAAGGAGGGGAGUGAGGAGGAAGGUGAGAACGGUGCGAGAGUGGGGGACGAGGAGAUGGCGGGGGGGAGGGACGGGGAGGAGGAGGAGAAGGAGGAAGAAGAGGAGGAGGGGGAAGAGGAGGAGGAGGUAGAAGAGGAGAAGCCGAGGAAAGGGAAGAAGAAACGAGCGAGAGGGCGUGGGGGCAGCCGAGAGGAGGAGGAGCAGGAGGAGGAGGAGGAGGAGGAGCAGGAGGAGGAGGAGGAGGAGGGUGGUUUGUCAGAAGAGGUGGAGUAUGAAGACAGUGAGGAGGAGGAGAGGAGGAAGAAGAAGGGGAAGAAGAGGAAGGAGAAGCGUGCAGUGGGAAAGAGCAGGCGUGGGGGGGAUGAUGAUGAAGAGGAGGAGGAGGAAAAGGAGGGUAGCAGUGGAGUGGACGAGAGGGAAAGGCGCAAGUCUAGCGGGAGAAGCAGUAGCAGUAGCAAGUCGAGAAAGGAGCCACCAGCGGCAGCACCGCGCAGUGCCGCAGUGGAGCGACUCAAGAAGGUCUUCCAAGCAUGUGGCCUCAGGGUGCCUCCCAACGUGUACACGAAGGCACGGCAGACAGCAGGCGAGGCAGCGAGCGCGGGGCAGCACGAGGCAGCGCUGGUGAGGGAGCUGGAGUCGCUGCUGGACCGAGAAGGGCUCUCCUGCAACCCCUCAGAGAAAGAGAUCAAGGCGUUCAGGCGGCGUAAGGACAAGGCGAGAGAGCUGGAGGGGAUCGAUGUGAGCAACAUAGUGGAUGAGCCCCGCGGCCGCCGCUCCUCCCGCCCCGCCUCCUUCGCUCCCCCCCCACCACCGCCCCGGCCCUCUUCUAAGCCGAAAAAGGGCGAUGGAGAGAGUGAGGGCGGGAAAGAGGAGGAUGAGGAUGAGGAUGAGGAUGAGGAGCAUGAUGAGGACGAGGAGGAAGAGGAGGAUGAGGAGGAAAAUGAUUCAGAAGACUUCGAGCCCGACGAUGACGACGACGAUGACUAGAAUUAUUCUGGACUACCCCCCUCUCUUACUGGCUUACCUACUCUGCAUCUCACAGCACAAGAGCUACCGCUUGGCACCUCGUGCAUCCAACCUCUACAUAACCCCCCAGCCUACCCUCGACUCUACCCCUCACAUUCACGUGCCGGGGAAACGGAUGUAGGCUGCAUCCGUGCUGCACUGCUUCUAGUGUCUGCCCCCAGCCUGGUGGUGGCGACUAGUGGUGGUAUUGUUGAAAGAGCUGAGAAGCUAGCUAGGCAUGGGAAUGGCGAGAGGUUUUAGCUAGGGAGAAAAGUGAGGAGAGAAAAGAGAAUUGGACCAGAAGAGAGGGAUACAAGAAGGGUGUUGUACCCUCUACAGUAGGAUCCAUAGGACACCUAACACUUGUUGGAAAUAUCCCGAGGACUUCAGCGUUUCUGAAGUGCAAACACCACACUCGAGGAAGAUCGUAACGGGUAUGCGAGUCAGCGGAGGUUACAUGAGGGGAUG
Closterium sp. NIES-67 is the source of this 2243-nucleotide messenger RNA. Lineage: Eukaryota; Viridiplantae; Streptophyta; Zygnematophyceae; Desmidiales; Closteriaceae. The record is from the annotation of a GenBank genome assembly.